Messenger RNA from Cajanus cajan (pigeon pea), 892 nucleotides. The record is from RefSeq and is a predicted model, not a curated record. NCBI's taxonomy places the organism in Eukaryota, Viridiplantae, Streptophyta, Magnoliopsida, Fabales, Fabaceae.
UAUUUUAUCAGUGCUAAUAGGGAGUGGCAGAGUCAGAGAGAGAAAGCAAGAGAGGGAGCUUUAUGAUGGAGUGGACCUAACUAGGAAAAACCAUGAAAUGAUGAGAAAGGGAAAAUGAUGGAAGAACAAGCAAAGGAAGAGUUGAAGAUGCUUGAAGCCCAAUAUCCCAACCAACAUGAGUUUCUAAAGCAUGAGCUCAGGUCCCUAAUCUUUCAACUCCAGUCCAAGCACCAGGAUUCUGAACCGCUUCCAGAAAACAAUCACUGCAACCUUGCUUUUAGAGAUACACAAGAAUCCACCAGCUUGGAGCAAGGGAAGAGUAGUAGCCAUGGUUCAGAACUUGGUUUAGCAGAGAGAGUCGUAACUGAUGGGAAGGUUGAUGAAAAUUCUGAGCUUGAAACUCCCAAGAUUGAUGUAAUGAAGCAUUUCUCAAGCAGGAAGAACAAGAGGAAAGAUAGGGUCGAUUUGGUUCUUGAGAGGGCACAAGUUUGUCUCAAGAAAAUCAAACACUUGAAAAUAUUCUUAUUUUCUCCUUCCUGAAAUUUGGACUUGCAUAUCAUAUCCGUGUGUGACUGAACCCGUGUUAAAUGGUAACAUUUCAUUGUUUGUUACUAUGCCAUCAUGUUUGUUCCUGUAAUCUGGUUGAUCACAUAGCCGUUAUGGGUUUUGUCAAGCAAUGGUUAUAUUAUAGCUGUUUUAGGCUUUUUGCCAAGAAACAAAGCUGUCAAUUUUGUGUGGUCCAGACAGUAAGGUACAAUUGUGAAUGGGGGGUCAAUAUCUGUGUUUUAUACACUAUAAAAAAGAAAGACACUUUUUUUCCUGUUUUUGGCUAGACAUCUUGAACUGAAGAAUUCAGAAGGGUGAAAAUUGUGCCUCUAUAAAAUAUUCAAAU